This is a messenger RNA of Cajanus cajan (pigeon pea), 630 nucleotides long. RefSeq lists its product as uncharacterized. NCBI's taxonomy places the organism in Eukaryota, Viridiplantae, Streptophyta, Magnoliopsida, Fabales, Fabaceae. The record is from RefSeq and is a predicted model, not a curated record.
AACCUACCUAACCCAGGAUAACACAAUAGCCAAAUUCAACCGAAUAUUUUCUGAUUUUCUCUAUAUACCCUUUUGGCCAAUUCCCACGACUGAACCAAAACAAGAAGCAUAACUAAUAAACGUUUUUUUUGUUUUGUGUCAUAGAUGGAGGGUCUUCUGCCUCUGGUUUAUAGAGCAAUCAAGAAACGCAAAACUCGGAGGCAAUAUCAUUGUCUUUCUUCAGGUGCUGCUCUAAUGAACGUGCCCGAGUUCUACCCUCAAACCCAAGGCCAUGGCUAUUACGUGCAGGAACCUUCAACUAAUUCAAUGCAAAAAGUGGUUGAUCAUCAUGCAGAGAACAUUGGUUAUCUGAGAUAUAAUUCUGCUAGAGAAUUUUCUAAUGGCUUGUCUUCGCCUCAACAAAGAACGUGUGCUGCUAGAUCUCCCGCUUCGGACCAACUCGUCAGGUUUAGGAGUCAGAAACUUUUUUCAUGUCUCGCUGGUUAAUUAAUUUCCAAACUCUACGUGUUGCAAUUGUAAAUACAUAGUGUGGUGUGGCCUUAAUAAUCCAACUUAAUUUGUGGAUCUUGUAGGUUCCUUGUGUUGAUUAGACGUUUAAUUAAUGAAAGAUCGUGUUCUUUAGGGUGUUAA